AUGUAUGACAGCUACCAGUGGCACCAAAUUUGUCCGCUGUUCAUCGGUCACGCAGUUGUUCUGCUGAGCAUGGCGUUGGCAUUUGUUCCAAGGUAUAUUUCUUAUCGAGUCGUAUCAGAGGUGGGAUUUGAACUUCUACAAAGCAGUGGGUGCGAAUCAUCUGCGGUUUCACCUGAACCUUACGUAGUUCUCCGAAACGGCGGCGACGGUUGCAGCUGGCAUUCGAAGCUGUGUUUUUACUGGACCACCGGGCUGAUGAAGAAGGGCUACCUUCGACAGCUGCGUUCCGUUGACGAUCUCUUUCGAUUGCCGGCAUCUUUGAGCAUUGGGUACCUCCAGAAGAACUUUGUUACUAAGUUGCUUUUACCUAACCUGUCGCUGUUGAAGAAGAUCAGCACGGCGUUUGGCGGUCAGUUUUAUCCGCUGGCGAUCAUGAAGCUGGUUAGCGAUGCCUGCACGUUCAUCAGCCCUUUUCUCCUCGGCAGAAUCGUUACUGCGGUCAGUGACACCGGUGAAGAAGGUAACAUGAUGCUGGUUUUCUCUGCUUGCCUCGUCGCGGUGUCGAUCGUCGGCGCCACCUUCGCCCUACACUUUGAUUAUCGACUGAACAUGGUGACCAACUUCAUGAGCAUUGACUGCGAGCGAGUGGUCAACUUUUGCAACUGCUUUCAUCAGUUCUGGUCGCUGCCACUGCAGAUCUUCGCGGCUUUGUAUCUGUUGUACAGAGAGUUGGGAGUGUCGUUCGUUGGAGGAGUGGGAGUUGCCGUGGCGUUCAUACCGUUAAAUCACGUGAUCGCGGUCAAGAUCGGCCGCCUUUCAACAAACAUGUUGGUCAUGAAAGACCGACGAAUCAGGCUCAUGACCGAAAUACUGUUCAGCAUCAGAGCGAUAAAAUUUUGCUGUUGGGAAAAGAUCUUCUACAAGAAAGCAAACGUCUUUCGGAAAGAAGAACUGCGGUACUUGAAAAAGCGAAAGUACCUCGAUGCCCUCUGUGUUUAUUUGUGGGUGGUGUCAUCGGUAAUUAUGUCUGUGCUGACAUUUAGCACCUACUACCUGCUAGGAAAUCGUUUCACCGCUUCGAAGGUUUUCACCUCACUGGCGCUUUUCAAUGUCUUGAUUACUCCGCUGAACGCAUUCCCGUGGGUGGUUUGUGGCGCUGUUGAUGCGUGGAUUUCGUUAAAGCGACUGGACAGUUUUUUCGACCUCAGCGAAUGUUCUCCGUUGACAUACUACGAUAAUGAGAUUGAUGAUAAAGAGAACCUAAACGAAGUUGUGUUGUCGAACAUCAGCGCCCAGUGGAUUGCAGAUCACCCCAGCACAAGUUUGGCUCUUCGUCAGAUCAACCUCACGGUCAAGAAGGGCGAAUUAGUCGGAAUCACGGGGCCGGUAGGCGCAGGAAAAUCGUCACUCCUCUACGUGUUGCUUGGCGAGAUGAACAAAUUGACCGGAAAGGUGACGGUCGACAGUUGGAGAAACGGCGUGUCGUUUCUGUCGCAGGACAUCUGGCUGCAACACGGAACCGUGCGUGACAACAUCGUACUACACAGGCCGUUCGACAGGGAAGCGUUCGAGGCUGUGAUCAAUGCUUGCGUUUUGGACACAGAUAUCCAGGUUCGACGAUUUGUUAGUGACAAGAGUUUGUACCUCCUGGAUGACCCGUUUUCUGGAGUAGAUGCACAAGUUGCUAAGGUUUUAUUCGAGCGUUGUUUCCUCGGCCUUCUGCGCGGAAAAACAGUGCUGCUGGUCACCCAUAACCAAAACGCGUUGGCUAAGAGUGAUCGAACCGUGGUUAUGGAAAACGGAAGGAUUAAUGUCGAAGGUAUACUGGUCUAA
Soboliphyme baturini is the source of this 1833-nucleotide messenger RNA. The record is from the annotation of a GenBank genome assembly. Lineage: Eukaryota; Metazoa; Nematoda; Enoplea; Dioctophymatida; Soboliphymatidae.